Molecule: messenger RNA, 459 nt
Organism: Schizosaccharomyces osmophilus
Lineage: Eukaryota; Fungi; Ascomycota; Schizosaccharomycetes; Schizosaccharomycetales; Schizosaccharomycetaceae
Product: 40S ribosomal protein S11
Exons: 1
Coding region: 1-459 (152 amino acids)
Biological process (GO): translation
Cellular component (GO): ribosome; cytosolic small ribosomal subunit
Molecular function (GO): structural constituent of ribosome
Source: RefSeq, a predicted model, not a curated record
AUGGCCACUGAACUUGUCGUGCAAAGCGAGCGUGCUUAUCAAAAGCAGCCUCACAUUUUCCAAAAUGCCAAGAAGGGUGCCGGUCGCCGUUGGUACAAGGAUGUCGGUUUGGGUUUCAAGACCCCUACUGAGGCUAUCUAUGGUCAAUACAUUGACAAGAAGUGCCCCUUCGUUGGUGAAGUUUCCAUCCGUGGCCGUAUCUUGACUGGUACCGUCGUUUCCACCAAGAUGCACCGUACCAUCAUCAUUCGUCGUGAAUACUUGCACUUCAUCCCCAAGUACAACCGUUACGAGAAGCGUCACAAGAACGUUGCUGCCCACGUCUCUCCUGCCUUCCGUAUCAACGAGGGUGAUGUCGUUACUGUUGGUCAAUGCCGUCCCUUGAGUAAGACCGUUCGCUUCAACGUCCUCCGUGUUGUCAAACACACUGAAGGAUCCAAGCAAUUCGGCAAGUUUUAA